Eufriesea mexicana is the source of this 2529-nucleotide messenger RNA. RefSeq lists its product as uncharacterized. Bases 1 to 2529 code for a protein of 842 amino acids. The transcript is spliced from 5 exons. Lineage: Eukaryota; Metazoa; Arthropoda; Insecta; Hymenoptera; Apidae. The record is from RefSeq and is a predicted model, not a curated record. Gene Ontology annotation, molecular function: protein binding.
AUGUUGAAUUGGUUGAUGGAUAAAGGUGGAGAUAGAUUCCUUUCCUUCGUCGAAAGUUACCAAACACUUGUGGAAUCUUUUCACAGAUUAGCUUCUGACAAGUUAGGGGUUAGCACGAUAAAUGCAGAUAAUAAAGAAAAGAAAAUAUGUUCUAUAGUUGAGGAUGUAUAUAAGCUUUUGUCUGCUAGUAAAUGUCUUUUUAUUUUUGAUAAUGCUGUAAAAUAUAAAAGUGAGAAUGAAUUUGAUUAUGGUAUAGAAAAUUUUUUGCCAUGUUCACCAUGCUCCUCUAAUAAAUCAUAUAUUUUAAUUACUUCUCGCAAUAAAUAUUGGCCAAGUAAUGUGCACAUAUUAGAAUUAGAUAUAUUUAAGGAGAACGAAGCUGUAGAAUUCAUUAAAAAAUCCCUUAAGAUAGAAACUGAUGUACAAGAUAAUGUUAUUAGAGUGUUGGCAAAGAAAUUACAUUGCUUUCCCUUAGCGUUACAACAAACUGUAUCUUAUAUAAAAACAGAAGAUGAGAAAUUAAAAAUUGUGGGUUCAGAGUUUAAAAUAGACAAUUAUUUGGAAAAGUAUAAUGAAAAGGUAGGAUGUUUUGAAAGUCAAGGCACAAGUAAUGAUUAUAUUGAAACAAUAGUCACAACUUGGAAUAUUACCUUUGAUAUAAUAAGUCAAAGUGAAAAUGGUAGUAAUGCUUUAAUAAUAUUAGGUAUCGCAUCUUACUUAGCUUCUGAAGAUAUAUCUACAAAAAUAUUUGUAAAUAUUAUAGACUGUGAGGACAAAGUAGGCUCUGCUAUCCUAUUAUUAAAACAGUAUUCAAUAAUUAAUUUAGAAGCUUUAAAAUAUUUCAUCGACAACGGAGUAAAUACAGAAAAUAUGAAUCAUGCAAUAUCUGUUUGGAAUUAUACAGAGAAAUGUAGUGCACUGGUGAUAAAGUAUGCCUUUGUCGCAGAUUUUAUAAUUCGUGAAUUUAUGAUGAGCGUUAGGUACGAGGAAGCAUUCUCAUUCUGCCAGAGAUUUUUGACUUUGUUAAAUACCCUAUCACAAGAUAACAACAUUGUUCGAUAUCAUUUGUCGAUGACAAAAAAUGUUAUGGGAUUGAUACAUAUGCACCAAGGAAACUAUAAUAUAGCUGGUGAAAUUUUUCAAAAAGUUUUGAACGAAAUUAUUGCUGAGCCAUACUAUUUGGAAUCUAUAGCUGUAGCCUAUAAUGUCGGUUUGGUAUUCUUUCACCAAGGCAAAUAUGACGAAACUUUAAAAUACUAUCAUAUAGCAUUAGAUGCUUUGUUAGCUAACGACGGGUAUUGUAAUAAAAAUACAGAGAUGCUAAGUAUUCAAUCUGACAUAGCUGCAGUAUUUUGCAAACAAGGUAAAUAUGAUAUAGCCUUACAAAUGCUUAGAAAGGUAUAUACAACACAAAAACAAAUUUUGGGAGAAAAUCAUGUUAGCACGCUGAGUACACAAGGUAUGGUUGCCGGUAUAUUCCUGGAACAAGGAAGACAAAGUGAAGCCUUAAAAAUGUUGCAAGAACAAGGCAGAUUACCUGAUGCUCUUAAUGUGUUUCAAGAAGUACUAAAUCUUCAGAAACAAGUUCUUAGUUCAGACCACCCUGACAUUUUAAAAACUCGUAGUUUCAUUGCGGAAACGUUAAGACAACAAGGCAAAUGUGAUGAGGUAAUGGUAAUUUGUCAGGAUGUUUUGAAUAAACAAGAGCAGAUUUUAGGUGUUGAGCAUCCUGACACUUUGCAUAGUUUCUUAACUAAAGCGCAGAUAUUAUAUUAUCAAGGGAAAUAUGAAAUUGCUUUACAGAGCUUUACUGAAUUACUAAGUAAAUGGAAACGCAUUUUUACGGAGAUUCAUCCUGUGAUUACAACUAUAAACGAUCGUAUAUCUGAAAGUUUUGAAGCACUCUGCAAUACAGCAGAGAAUAAUGAAGCUCUUAGUUCUACCCAGCGACAAUAUGAAAUAGAAAGAAAACGUUUCGGAGAUGAUCAUCCGACCACUUUGAACACUAAAAAUAAGAUGGGUUUCGAGUUUUAUAUUCAAAAGAAAUUCGACAUAGCACAGCAAAUUUUUGAAGAAAAUUAUAAUAAACUUAAGUUUAUAUUUCCUAAUCAUUAUUAUACCCAUACGGCAAAAAAUAAUUUAGCUCUAGUAGUUUUAGCUCGUGGAAACUAUGAAGAAGCUUUGAGAAUGUUUUGGGAGCAUAAUGACGUCAAAGUAAUUGAACAGUUUUUUGAAAAAUGUGCUGAUGUUACUGUUGCAGAUUUGAAUUGCUCCGUAUUGUUAUGUGACAGUAUUGAAAGUGGUAAGGCAGAUAUCGUAAACGUGUUCUUAAAAUAUGAAGCAGAUGUUGCUUCGGUUAAUAGCCAGGGUAAAACAUCGUUGUACGUUGCCACUUUCAGAGGUCACGAACAGAUUGUUAAAAAUCUUUUGCAGCAUACCUUACUGGAACACGGCGCAGAGUAUAACGCGAAAAAUAAUAACGACAAGACGCCGUUUAGUCUUUCUAUUGAUCCUGAUAUUAUCAGUUAG